This is a messenger RNA of Varanus komodoensis (Komodo dragon), 1221 nucleotides long. RefSeq names its product potassium voltage-gated channel subfamily A regulatory beta subunit 3 (gene KCNAB3). Lineage: Eukaryota; Metazoa; Chordata; Lepidosauria; Squamata; Varanidae. Bases 1 to 1221 code for a protein of 406 amino acids. Gene Ontology annotation, cellular component: cytoplasm; membrane; voltage-gated potassium channel complex. The record is from RefSeq and is a predicted model, not a curated record. The transcript has 14 exons. Gene Ontology annotation, molecular function: potassium channel regulator activity; voltage-gated potassium channel activity; transmembrane transporter binding. Gene Ontology annotation, biological process: regulation of potassium ion transmembrane transport; potassium ion transport.
AUGCAGGUGUCCAUCGCUUGCACGGAGCAGAACCUGCGGAGCCGCAGCAGCGACGACCGGCUGUGCGGCGGGGGGGGCCGGGGCCAGGGCGCGGGGGGGCAGGGCAACGGGGGCUACCAGCCCCCCGGCAAGGGCCCCCGGCUGGGCAUGGGGCUCCGGGCGCCCGGGCAGAACCUGCCGCACAUCGCCUUCCUCCUGCGGGAGUCCACCGGCCGCUCCACCGGCAUGAACUACAGGAAUCUUGGCAAAUCGGGCCUCCGUGUUUCGUGCCUCGGCCUCGGUACCUGGGUGACAUUUGGGUCCCAAAUCUCCGACGAGACGGCGGAGAACGUGCUCACCAUCGCUUAUGAGAACGGGGUCAACCUCUUUGACACGGCCGAGGUCUACGCUUCUGGCAAAGCAGAAAAAACCUUGGGAAAUAUCCUGAAGAGCAAAGGAUGGAGGCGUUCCAGCUACGUCGUGACCACAAAAAUUUACUGGGGAGGACAGGCUGAGACCGAAAGAGGCUUAUCCCGGAAACACAUAAUUGAGGGGCUUAAGGGCUCCCUCCAGCGCCUACAACUGGACUAUGUCGACAUCGUGUUUGCCAACCGGAUGGAUGCCAACAGCCCCAUGGAAGAGAUCGUGCGCGCCAUGACGUACGUGAUCAACCAGGGCAUGGCCAUGUACUGGGGUACCUCCCGCUGGAGCGCGAUGGAGAUUAUGGAGGCUUACUCGGUGGCCCGGCAGUUCAACCUGAUUCCUCCCGUGUGUGAACAGGCAGAGUACCACAUGUUCCAGCGGGAGAAGGUGGAGACGCAGCUGCCAGAACUCUACCACAAGAUAGGGGUCGGAGCCAUUACCUGGUCGCCACUGGCAUGUGGUCUGAUCACGGGGAAGUACGAGGAGCGGGUGCCCGAAAACUGUCGUGCUGCCAUGAAGGGCUACCAGUGGCUGAAGGAGAAGCUGCAGAGCGAAGAGGGCAAGAAGCAACAGGCGAAAGUCAAGGAGCUCCAUCCGAUUGCGGAGCGCCUCGGAUGCACUGUGGCCCAGCUGGCCAUCGCGUGGUGUCUCCGCUCGGAAGGUGUCAGCUCAGUCCUCCUUGGCGUCUCCAGUGCAGAGCAGCUCAUUGAGAAUUUGGGAUCCAUUCAGGUCCUCACCCAGCUGACACCCCAGGUGGCCCAGGAGAUCGACGCGCUGCUGGGGAACAAGCCCAAUACCAAAAAGGAGUCCCGGGCGUAG